AUGACCGUUGAUAUAGGGUUUUGUGAGGUUUGUGGUGUUGGUCUUGUUGUUUUGAUUUGUAUUGAUGUUAUUUUGAAUAAUUGUGUCGAUGUUGACAGAUGA
Molecule: messenger RNA, 102 nt
Organism: Sclerotinia sclerotiorum 1980 UF-70
Lineage: Eukaryota; Fungi; Ascomycota; Leotiomycetes; Helotiales; Sclerotiniaceae
Exons: 1
Coding region: 1-102 (33 amino acids)
Source: RefSeq, a predicted model, not a curated record